Molecule: messenger RNA, 1014 nt
Organism: Caenorhabditis briggsae
Lineage: Eukaryota; Metazoa; Nematoda; Chromadorea; Rhabditida; Rhabditidae
Exons: 8
Coding region: 1-1014 (337 amino acids)
Source: RefSeq, a predicted model, not a curated record
AUGGCAACUGCUGUGGAAAAAGCUCUACUUAAACAACCGUACUUUGACCUAAAUACUCUUUGUAAAACUGUCUUUGUGACUUAUAAAGCUGGACCCAAAUUAGACAAAAUUGUUACAGUUCAAUCUCAAUAUGUGGAUAUUUGUAACAAACCUGGUGUCCGAGGAACUGUGGUUUCGUUGGCUGGAUCUCCAGGAUCUCAUAAUGAUAUCAAGUACAUGAGAGAUUCUUUCGAGAAGCACAAUAUUCGUUUGGUCUGCACAAAUUGGCCUGGAUCAGAGUUUGUCACAGGUGGUCUCCGUGAUAGCUACACAAACGACGAACGCAACUCGUAUGUUAAAGCAUUGAUGGAAAAAUUGGGAAUGAAAAAAGUGGAAAAACUGAUUGUGAUGGGACACUCUAGAGGAGGAGAAAGUGCACUACAAAUGGCUUGUAUUCUGUCUGAGGACAGAAGUUGGCCACUGAUCGGAGCAGUCAUGAUUAAUUCUCCUGGAUUUGUUCCACAUAGAGGAAUUUCAAUGAGAAUGGGAACAAUUAACACACUCGCAUAUCUCAUAAAACUUCGAUGGAAAGCAAUUGACAGUGUUCUGUUCCCGGUUCUUGAUUGGUUUUACAACGAUUUUGUCGGAUUACGUGUAGCUGAUGGAAAAGUGUCAGCUGCUGCAAUUCUUCCAAUGCAAACAUUUGCAUUCGACAAACAGAAGGUCUCGAUGGACGAAAUGAAAAAGAAACCAUGGGUUCGAAUGUUUUAUGCCUACGGAUCGGAUGAUUUUCUCGUCGACGAAUCAGAUUCGGAAGAGUUGGCAAUGUAUUUCAAAGGGGAUCAUUAUGUGAUUCAUAACAGAAAAGAAUCUGAAGAAGCUAUACCGAAAAUCUGGGACAGCUAUGCCAGAGGUCAAUCAUAUGUGACUGCAAACUUUACGGCGGAAGGUCAUUAUCUCCAGAAGACGUAUCCAGAAUUUCUGAUUCAAGUUUUAGGCGGAAUGUUUGAUGUAGAAACAAAGGGGCCCAAAUAA